AUGGCGAAAAAAUCGGUUUCGGACAGAUUGUCGUCCACUAGAUCGGAAAACUCGCUUUACAAUCUUACUCGAAGGUUUUUAAAGCUCAUAAGAAUGUCUCCAGACCGCAACAUAAGCAUCCACCAAGCAUCAAUAGAGCUGAAUGUGGGAAAGAGGAGAAUAUACGACAUAACAAACGUAUUGGAAGGAUUGGGACUUUUGAGCAAAUGGUCUGUAAGCAAUGCAAAAUGGAUUGGAGGAAGUAUUGAUCGAUACAUACUCGACGAUGAGGAGAAGGAGAAUCAGAAGAACGCCUACUUCGAUCCGGAAAACCUCCUAAAGGGGGAUGACCUGGAUGAGACUCUCAGUAGACUUAAUGAAGAGAUCUCUAUGCUUUCUCAAUCUGAGAAGAAUCUUGCAAAUGCAUAUGUUACAUAUUCUGAUCUCCAAAGCCUUCCUUCCUUGGAUGGAAACCUCAUCUUUGCAGUCAAAGCACCUUCUGAGACAACCAUGGAGUACCCAAGGUAUGAAAAGGGCUUCUACAAGCUCAAGUUGAGCUCCGAGCAAGGAGCCAUAAGCAUUUUCUACGUUUCUGAUGAGAAAAGAGAUUAA
Molecule: messenger RNA, 591 nt
Organism: Encephalitozoon hellem ATCC 50504
Lineage: Eukaryota; Fungi; Microsporidia; Unikaryonidae
Product: transcription factor E2F
Exons: 1
Coding region: 1-591 (196 amino acids)
Biological process (GO): regulation of transcription by RNA polymerase II
Cellular component (GO): RNA polymerase II transcription regulator complex
Molecular function (GO): DNA-binding transcription factor activity, RNA polymerase II-specific; protein dimerization activity; RNA polymerase II cis-regulatory region sequence-specific DNA binding
Source: RefSeq, a predicted model, not a curated record